CCUCUACUCCGUCUUCUCGCUUGCUUCCUCUCCUCCAUGGAUCAAGGUCUCUUCUUGCUCUGCUCUGCUUUGCUGUAGACUGUAGUGAGUGUUCCUCCAUAGACGUCGGUGAUGAAUGGUGAUGUCGAAGUUUUUGUUGUUGUAUUCUUUCCUAGAUUGGCAGCUUGCUGUCUACAGCGAAGUGCGCUACACACUGUUGUGUAGCCGCUUGUUUCUAGCGGGCACCCAGUUCUUGGGGAUGAGCGAAGCUUGCCGCAUCCUGCUGGAAAGAAUCGAGCCUGUUUUCGGCUCUACCUCUUGGAGUUUCCUCUGUCUGAAAAUAGCUCCAGCAGAUAGUCCGCGGAUUUUUGGCGCCACCUCGCCAUCCUCUUCCCCAAUUCGGUCUCUUCCAUCCUCUUUCCUUCCAAGGCCCCCGCAGUGUUUUCCCCUUGAUUUGUACCCCGCCGCAGGUUUUCGGGCCGUAUGCCGACGUGAACCAUCCAGGUGGUUCCAUUCCCUGUCUUCGACUGAUAGUUCCUGAUCCUUUCCCCUGCAGAGGUUGAUUCACCUGCCUCACGGCCUGAAAAUCCUUGGCUUGUCUGUCGCUUCGUCGCUUCUUCCUGCAGUAAUUUUGCUGCCGAGCUCUAGCCUGUCUUCCGUGGAUGUAGUAGAUGGCUUGUUUGCCACACGACAAUGGAGUCGCCUUGAUUCCACUCAUUAUCCUCACCUGCAGCUCUGCUCCCACAUCAUUUCUGUCCAUGUAUCACUCGGAUUAAUCCUGCACUUUUGCCCCCUCUGUGCGGUCUGAAAUUUUACUGUCGGUUGUUACUGGUUCAGAGGAGCCGAGCACGUCGCAACGCUUCCCUUUAAGCGCAGUUCCAGAGUGCUCAACUGCAGAGCACAGUGACGCUGUGUUCGUUUCCCCAUCACCAUCAUCAAUGAGCUCUCCCCAUGCCUGGUCCUUGCCCCCUCUUAUUAAUGGCGUAACUGUACCGAGCAUAUCCCGCACCUGCUAAUGUGCUUCGUCGUCCUCCCGCCUCAUUCCUCCACUGCUCGCGUUAAUGGCGUAACAGCUACAGCUCAUCUUCUUCGCCCUUUUCUAUGCGAGGUUUAAUGCCCGUUUGGUGGCGACUGCUAGCUUCUUCCCCCCUUUGAAAAAGCUUUUAUACAUUCUUCUCCGCAAAGAGAGAGACCUGGUCUUCCUUUCCGCCUGGCGUCGGUGUUAAUUUGGAUUCUUGCAAGACAUUCUUGCGCGGUUCUGUGGUAGGAUCAGGAGGUUGGUGGUCGCCGGCGCAGCGUCCGCGAGGCGGCCUCCGAGGGUAGUGCUGCACGGCUUCCCCGGCGGCGCCGAGGCGUUCGAGCUCGUCGCGAGGUUCUCUUACGCCGACGGCGGCGGCGGAGUGGUGACCGCGGCCAACGCUUGUGUGCUCCGCUGCGCGGCGGAGUUCUUGGAUAUGGCGGCGGACGGGCCCGACGCCGCGUCCACGGCCGCGCCGAGCCUGAUGAGGAUGACGGAGAAGGCGCUCGAGGAGAUGCCGCACUGGCCGUGGCACGCCGUCGUGGACACCGUGAAGCAGUGCCAGCGGCUGCUCCCGCUCGCCGACACCACCGGCGCGUUCGACGCGGCCGUGAACGCGCUGGUGUCCCACAUGGCAGUGCCCCCGCCGGCCGGGGACGCCACGCCGACGACCUCCUCGCCGGAGAGCUCGGCGUUCCGGUUCUCGUGCGACACCAAGAGCAGCAGCCUCAGCCUCCGGGGUUCCUGCAUCAGCCGCACCUGGUGGUUCGAGGACCUCGUGCCGCUCCGCCCCGGCACGGUGGAGCGCGUCGCCGCGGCGCUCGUGGCCAGGGGCACUGACCACGGCGUCGUCGCCCGCUUCCUCUUCUACUACCUCAAGUGCCGCAUCGCCGGCGCGAGCGCGGAGGACAAGAGGGCGAUGCUGGAGGCGUCGGUCGCCGUCAUGUCCGGACUCGACCGGAGCGCCGUCUCCUGCAAGGGCCUCUUCGGCAUCCUCAGGAUCGCCGCGCCGCUGAAGCUGACCGACGCGUGCCAGGAGCGGCUCGUCGCCAUGAUCGGCCGCAAGCUCGACCACGCGACGCUAGACAACCUCCUCGUCCCGGCGCCGGCCGGGACGGGCAGCCUGUACGAUGUCAGCCUGGUGCUGAGGUUCUUGGAAGCCUUCCUCCGCGGCGACGCCCGCGACGAGCCGGCGAGGCUGAAGAAGUUGGGCAGGCUCGUCGACCUCUACCUGGCCGAGGUCGCCCCGGACCCGUCCCUGCGCCCGGCCAAGUUCCUCGAGCUCGUCACGGCGCUGCCGGCUCCGGCGAGGGACUGCCACGACGCGCUGUAUCGCGCCAUCGACGUUUAUUUCCAGGUUCACGCUCGCCUGACGGACGAGGAGAAGAUGAAGAUCUGCAGGGGGCUGAGCUACGAGAAGCUGUCACCGGAGUGCUGCAAGCACCUGGCCCGGAACGGCGGGUUCCCGACGAGGGCGGCGGUGCAGGCGCUGGCGUCACAGCACACGGUGCUCAAGAGCCUCGUCCUCCGCGACCCGGCCCAGCUGAAGCCGGUGUCGCCGUCCCCUCCCCCGUCCACGGGAAAGCGCCGCGAGACAUGCUGCCACGACGACGACGUCGGCAGCGGUGGUGGCGAGAACGACGGGCAGGUGAUCCUGUACGCGGGGCGGCUGGACCUGACGCUGGAGAACCAGAACCUGCGGUCGCUCCUGGACGGGAUGCACUGGCGGGUGAUGGAGCUGGAGAAGGUGUGCAGCCGGAUGAAGACGCAGAUGAUCAAGAUGAAGGCCAGGAGGGGCGGCGGCCGCACCGCCAGGUCGCUCCCCAGGAUGUGUUCUUGAUCCACCCCACUCUGCUGCCAUCCGUGGUUAUCAUAACCUCACUGUGCCAUAGCGAUGUACAUAGUGCUAGAAUUGAUCAAAUGCAGGUCUUAGCAGAUCUGCAUGCUGUAUUUCUUCUUUUUUGGCUUCAUUUUUGCCAAGUUUCCUCUGUGCAUGUAUGAUGUGGUAUCAGUUCGUGGUGAUUGGAAAGGAGAGCCAGUUUGAGUGGUCCUAAAGUAGCGAAUCUUAUCUGAAAAUAUAUGUGACAUGCCUGAAGAAUCUGUAGCUUGUGUGUACAGGAUAAUUGCUUCAACUUUGCUUCAGAAACAGAUAA
This is a messenger RNA of Setaria italica (foxtail millet), 3150 nucleotides long. Its product is annotated as BTB/POZ domain-containing protein At3g22104. The transcript has 3 exons. Lineage: Eukaryota; Viridiplantae; Streptophyta; Magnoliopsida; Poales; Poaceae. The record is from RefSeq and is a predicted model, not a curated record. Bases 1434 to 2837 code for a protein of 467 amino acids.